This is a messenger RNA of Aphis gossypii (cotton aphid), 915 nucleotides long. Its product is annotated as tigger transposable element-derived protein 6-like. The record is from RefSeq and is a predicted model, not a curated record. Gene Ontology annotation, molecular function: DNA binding. The transcript has a single exon. The coding region runs from base 1 to 915 and encodes 304 amino acids. Gene Ontology annotation, cellular component: nucleus. Lineage: Eukaryota; Metazoa; Arthropoda; Insecta; Hemiptera; Aphididae.
AUGACCGGGAGUGAUAAAAGAAAGCUGCUAGUAGUGGGGAAAAGCUUAAAACCUCGAUGUUUUAAAAAUAUGUCUAUAAAUAAAAUGCCAGUGCAUUACCACGCGAAUAAAAAUGCAUGGAUGACUUCAACCAUAUUUUCAAACUGGCUAUGUGAAUGGGAUAAAGAAUUGCAAACAAAAUCUAGGUCCAUACUUCUUCUUAUUGAUAACUGUGCUGCACAUCCAAAAAACGUUCAACUCAAAAACAUCACUUUAGAAUUUUUGCCACCAAAUACGACAUCCUUAAUACAACCAUUAGAUAUGGGUAUUAUCAAAAACCUCAAGGUGAGAUAUAGAACGAAACUAGUUCAUUUUAUUCUAGAAAAGAUAGAGGAAAACCUAUUUGAACCAUCUGCAACUGCUAAUCAAAUAAGUGGCAAAAUAAACAUAUUGCAAGCGAUACAGUUUGUAUCCGAGAGUUGGCGAGAAGUUAGCUGCUCAACUAUUAUGAAUUGUUUCGCUCAUUGUGGAUUUUCUAAUUUUAUUGGUCCACAACCUGAGUUGACUGAGUUGGAUGAACAAUUUUUGUUUGUUCAAAACCAUAACGAAUUUGGAAACAUUGAUGAAAAUGCUCCUUGUUUUGAUGAUAAUGAAGAAAUUUGUGAUGUUGUAGUACAAAAUGUUCUUAAAAAAAGGAAGUUAGAAGAUGAUGAUGAAGAAGAAGAAGAAGAAGAAGAUACCGAACCACCAGUUACAGCUAGAGAGGCUAAAAAGUGCAUUGAUUUGUUGCAGAAGUUCUUCAUGCAAGAGGGUAACGAAAAUAGUCCGUCCGAUAAGCUUGAAGCGUGUGCCCAUUUUGUCAACCAGAUCCACACUAAACAGCUUAGACAACGAACAAUUACAACGUUUUGUAUACCUUCCACAUCCAAAAAUUAA